Molecule: messenger RNA, 3318 nt
Organism: Trichoderma aggressivum f. europaeum
Lineage: Eukaryota; Fungi; Ascomycota; Sordariomycetes; Hypocreales; Hypocreaceae
Exons: 6
Coding region: 1-3318 (1105 amino acids)
Molecular function (GO): protein binding
Source: RefSeq, a predicted model, not a curated record
AUGGUGACACAUGUUGGGGACACGGCUAUAACAUCACAGAUUACCCCUCCACCAGCUAUCGAAAUAUCAGGGUCUCCAGUUACAGGGGAACAACCAGUUGCCUUGACUCUUUGGGACGAGGCUUUCCGCAAGGUUAACAACGAAACCCAAGGAUGGAUUCGAAGCCAAGGACUCGAUUCACCAGAGCAGGCAAAGUCAGAUGAUCUUAUAAACAUGAUUAAGCAGAAAAGUAAAUCAUUACUUGAAGAGAAAAAUAUGCCUUUCAAAAUCGAAAUUGGGAACCAGAAAAUCGUAUUCCGCGAGUACAUCGCCGAUAUUAUCACAUUUCUCUCAGUGGCCGGUGACUUUGUCAUCAGUUUUUCGCCAACUCAAGCCAGGGCACCAUGGGCUGCAGCAAAGGCAGUGUUGAGCAUUCCGGUUACACACAUUGAGCAAAUCGCAACACUUGCUGGAAUAGUUGAGUUGUUUACUCGUAUUGUCCACCGGGGUCAGGUAUACGAGCAUUUAUAUACCGCAACAACGACACAUAAAGACGCUUUAUCAAACUUGCGCGACGCCCUACGAGAUUUAUAUACUACAGCAAUAGAGCUACUAUCCCGAUCUGCUGUCUUGGUUAAAGGUGGAUUAACCACGCAAACGUUAAACGCCAUUCUUCGACCCAACAAGGCUUCAGGCCUUAUUUCUGAGUUGUGGAUGAAAGAGCAAAAGGUUCUACUAGAAGCUCAAGUUUGUGAGGCCUCUCGUAGCGCUCAAGCUGGUGAAACCAUGGAUGGAAGAAUAGAAGCCUUAUUCACGAGCCUCGGUGAACUAUCGACACCCCUUACUCGGAUUGAUAAGGGGGUCGAUAAUGUUCUAGAAGUGGUUGAACAGGACCGACUGGAGAGACUUAUGGACUUUAUUAGCUCAGAAAAGUUUGGCAAGGACCACAUUACUAUCAAAGAAACAAGAAUAGAAGGGACCGGAGAUUGGUUGAUAAACCACGAGAGAUUUCGCGAUUGGCAAGCGUCGGUACUGGUAAAACAUACCUUACCUCCAGGCCGAUCUGGUCCCUUGAUGUUGGACCCUCUCGUCGUUCUUAGGAGUUUUGUCCGCCAAUUAUCUUACAAAGCGUCCCACUACGACCGCAUCCAAACCAGCGUCAUCCAGAAAUGCGAAUUAGCAAAACGAGAAGGGCGAGACCUGGGCUAUAAAGAAUGCAAAAAGCUAAUCACGGCCUCUCUAAACCUCUAUUCAAAAACAACGUUCAUUCUUGAUGCUCUAGAUGAAUCCGAAAUCUCAAUGUAUAACUUGGCAGAGAUUUUUAUUGAGUUGAUGGAACAAGCUACAAAACCGGUCAAAGUCUUCAUCUCAAGUCGUCCAGAUCGACAGUAUUUAAAGGUUUUUGAAGACAAGUGCAUAAUCACAGUCAGUAGUGACAAUCAGAAAGGCGACAUUGAGAAAUAUCUUGACGAAACACUAUGCUCUCAAUCAAUUUUCAACAGGUGCAAAGCGGAAAUCCAGGAAAUAAUUAAAGAGACGUUUAGAUCUCGCAAUGACGGAAUGUUCCGAUGGGUCUAUUUACAGGUCAAAAGCCUGCUGAAAUGCAUCUCAGAUGACGCAGUCAAGGCAUGGGCCAGAACAAUACCUCACGAUUUGAUGGCUGCAUACGAUCAGUUGUGGGAGAAUAUACGAGAGCAGCAUACUGAAGACGACGUAGCAUUGGCUGAGCGUGCUGUUCAGUGGGUGUUGUGUGCAUUUGAGCCACUCAAAUCCGAUAUUCUCCUAGAAGCCGUCCGAUAUUCCCUAGAAGGAGACGCACUGGUACGAAAAGAAAAGCAAUCUGAAGAAGAAAUCCUGUUGCUUUGCCAAGACCUUCUGACGAUUGAUGCAGAGAGAGGGAUAUGGACGCUACCACAUGCCUCAGUGGCAGAAUAUUUCGAGUCUAGGAAUUUGACGCCAGGAAAAUGCGAUGUGUUUGCUUCCAUCACAUCGCUCAGCUUUCUGAUGGGAUCUGAAUUUCAUUCUUCUCAUAUUGAACGGAAUGGCAAUCAUUUUGACACUUUCGAGGGAUACAUCUCACAUACAUGGCCCCGACACGUUCAGCGAUAUGAUGCAUGGCUGGGAUCAACGGAGGGCGCAGAGCCAGACCAAAAGCUCGUCACCACUCUGAAGCACUUUCUCGGGUCUGUAGAAGAGAGUGGCGAUCACUAUCGGACUUGGUUGAAGGAAAUCCAUGCCCCGUAUUAUCUGGAACUGACGCCUGAAAGCAUGACCUUGUUCGUCAUGUGUCGCUUCGGAUUUUACCACGUUUUGCGUGACUGGUGGGAGGACGGCAGAAUCGAUGAGGAAAUGGCGCUCAGGAAAUGCGCAUCGUACCCUGGCUAUGAUUCUCUUGCACUGGCAGCUCGAGGCAGAUGCCUGCCAAUUUGCAGAUACUUGGUGGGAGUCAUUGGUCUGAACAAUCCUCUUGCUCAAGGACAUUGCCGGGCUAUGGAGCAGGCGAUAGAGGGGAGUAAUCAGGACGUUGUCUCCUUCUUGAUAGAGGAGGCAAACGCCGAUGUCAAUGUCUGCUACUGCGAUGAAACAGCUGCACAGUUCGCGGCCAGGCUUUGGCGCACCGACAUGCUGCAGUGGCUCAUGGACCAAGGCUGGAUCGACAUAAACAGGGAGGGCGGCAAACGUUAUGGCAAUGUCCUCAUCGCGGCGGCAACCAGUGACCACGUCAAGUCGAUCGAGAUUCUGCUCAAAGCUGGAGCUGACGUGAAUGCCGCCGUGGAGUGUGGCGAUUACGGCAGUGCCCUUGUUGCAGCGGCAACUACAUCGAGAUGCUUCGAAUACUUGGAAAAGAUCCAGUUGCUUCUCGGCCAUGGCGCAGAUCCCAACCAUCCCAUGAAAGGCGGCAAGUACGUCAGCGCACUGGAAGCGGUCGUUGCCAGUGCUUUCGAAUGGUAUUUUGAAGAUAACCUGGCUGAGAACAUACAGUCGUUGGCGCUCUUGCUGGAAGCUGGCGCGGAUCCCGCGGCCAUAAAUAACCGAGGAGAACAUGGGAGUGCACUUGCUACCGCUGCAUUUUAUGGAUUCAAAGAUUUCCUAAAGAUGAUGAUUGGUGUUACUGGCAGGGAACGGGCAAUUGAGUGUCUUGGCCAGAGCAGAUGCCCCAAGAAGCUGUACUUUAGCGAUAAAAGACAUAUGGAGAGCUGGAGGCAGGCCAGGUCGGACACAAUCGCAUAUCUUACCAGCCAAGUCGGGGUGGACAACGAGAUUCUUUACAGGAUUGGGCUGCGUGACAUCGAACCCGAGAAAGAUUGGGAACAAUUUGUUGUUAUACGGAUACAUUAA